This is a messenger RNA of Saccostrea echinata, 1278 nucleotides long. RefSeq lists its product as uncharacterized. Gene Ontology annotation, molecular function: ribonucleoside-diphosphate reductase activity, thioredoxin disulfide as acceptor. The transcript has a single exon. Lineage: Eukaryota; Metazoa; Mollusca; Bivalvia; Ostreida; Ostreidae. Gene Ontology annotation, cellular component: cytosol. The record is from RefSeq and is a predicted model, not a curated record. Gene Ontology annotation, biological process: deoxyribonucleotide biosynthetic process. The coding region runs from base 1 to 1278 and encodes 425 amino acids.
AUGUUGCAACCAGAUUCCUGUGCGUGUGGGAUGAACAAUUUACAAUUGUUCCAAGUCCCCCCGACUAAUAUUGCUUUAGAAGACUCCAAAUGGGAAGAAUAUUACCCCAUUUCUAGUACUUUAGAUUCGGAUACGGCUCCCAUUGAAUUUGAAAUUAAAGGACAAGGAGAUCAAUAUCUGGAUUUAUCUCAAACGUAUGUUCAAAUGGUGUGUAAAUUUACCAAAGACGAUGGUACUAAUCUGACUGGGGCUGGCACUACUUGCGCCCCGGUGAAUAAUAUCUUACAUUCCUUGUUUACGGAAAUCGAUCUCAAUGUCAAUGGGAAAAUAGUGACUCCAGGAACCGAUACUUAUCCUUACAAAGCUUAUCUGGAGAAAUUACUUUCUUACAAACCCAGAACUUUAAUGACACAGAUGAGAGCUUGUAGUCUGUGGGAAAAAGAUACGGCAGGACACAUGGAGGAAGUGGGGGUAGCACACCUUGGAGUGACUCAAAAUAAGACAUUUGAUGUAAAAAAGGGUGUAAGUGGUGAUACUGUGGUCAUUGACGAACCUAUCGUCCCAGAGUUACCGGCCAAUUCUAAAAACGAAGGAUUUAGAAAACGUCACCAGGCCAUCAAUGAUAGUAAGAAAAUAGCCUUGUUUGAUCGUUUACAUCUGGAUUUAUUUCAACAAGACCGAUUUCUACCCAAUGGAGUAGACGUCCGUUUGAGAUUUAAUCGAGCUAGACCUCAGUUCUAUAUGAUGAUCAAAGCAGGAAGUACGGGAAAAAUGAAAAUAUUGAACAUGGUCUUGUGGGUGAGAAAAGUCAAACCCACGGCCGUCAUGAUGAAUGGCAUUAAUCAAAGUUUGAACACUCAUAGAGCUAAAUAUCCAUUGAGAAGAGUGGAAGUGAAAACCUUUACCAUACUGAUAGGAACUCAAUCUAAGAUUACGGAUCAUCUGUUUCAAGGCCAGAUGCCUAAACGUCUCAUUUUAGGCUUUGUGGAGAAUGCGGCUUUUAACGGAGAUAAAACUAAAAAUCCGUUUCAUUUUCAAAACUUUGGGAUUAAGAAAUUAGAUGUCAGUAUCAAUGGAGAGACCAGAGACAAAUCUCAAAUCAGUGUCUUGAGUCGACAGUUAGCCUUACCACAUUUGAUGUCGGCCUAUCAAGAAGCCACCAGUGUUCCUCACGGGUAUCUCCUGGUUGACUUGAAUCCACAGACCCCAGACGAAAACAGAUUGAGAAGUCGAUUGUUUGAAUUGUUGACUAUACACAUGCCACAAGAGUAUAAAUAA